Molecule: messenger RNA, 471 nt
Organism: Penaeus indicus
Lineage: Eukaryota; Metazoa; Arthropoda; Malacostraca; Decapoda; Penaeidae
Product: cuticle protein 7-like
Exons: 4
Coding region: 18-401 (127 amino acids)
Cellular component (GO): extracellular matrix
Source: RefSeq, a predicted model, not a curated record
AUCUCCAUCGCGUCAACAUGUUCAACAAGGGUGUUUUGAUGCUUGCUUUGGUGGGCGUGGCUCUGGCCGCCCCUUCGGAUCCGUACCACCAGCCUUCCUACAAGGAGGAGCCGAAGCCGUACCAGUUCGCCUACGGAGUCAAGGAUGAAUACGCCGGCACCGACUUCGGUCAGAGCGAGGAGUCCGACGGCCAUGCUGUCAAGGGAUCCUACACUGUCCAGCUCCCCGACGGCCGCAAGCAGACGGUAAACUACGUGGCUGACCACUACAACGGCUACCAGGCUGAGGUCAGCUACUACGGCGAGGCUCAGUACCCCCACCAGUACGGUCCCCCUGUCACCUUCAAGCCCCAGGCCUACCACCCCCAGCCUUCGUACAAGCCACAGCCUUCGUACCACUAAAGACCUCUUGAAUGUUUAUAAACAAGUCAGUUCAAUUAGUUUUGAACUAAACUAUGUAAAUUAUCGACUA